Messenger RNA from Elgaria multicarinata webbii, 1130 nucleotides. Its product is annotated as heterogeneous nuclear ribonucleoprotein C-like. The coding region runs from base 168 to 797 and encodes 209 amino acids. Gene Ontology annotation, molecular function: RNA binding. Gene Ontology annotation, cellular component: nucleus. The transcript has 7 exons. The record is from RefSeq and is a predicted model, not a curated record. Lineage: Eukaryota; Metazoa; Chordata; Lepidosauria; Squamata; Anguidae.
AUUCAGGCUGGAGAGCCAUUCCCUGAGCAAAAAGGCUGCUGCUGCUGCUGGCUCCCUUUUUGGGGGGGCUUUUGGAGAGAAAGAGCCUUCCCCCCUCCCCCGUGGUGGGCAGCAAGGAUCCGCAGCCUGGCGCCAGGCCUCCUUUCUCCCCUCCUCUCUCGGGUGGCAUGACACUUUUUGGCAGCAGAGAAGGGUGCUGGAGAUAUCUAGACAUGGCCCGAGAGCCUAAGUUGAGCCAUGCUCGUCCUGGUCAGAAGAGACAGCAUGGCGGAGGCCUCUACCCCAGCAGCUGUGACCUGGACUAUGAGGAAUAUGAGCUUUAUAAAGAUGAUCUGCCAUACAGGGUCUACGAGUACCAGAAGAUCCCUCCUCUCAUCAGUCACAUUCCUGUCAAGGCCAGGCGAAGCCAUUUAGGAGCUGGGGGCAAGACCAGCCUGGGCCCACACACUGGGUUGAGAGGCAACAACUCCACAGCUGGCCGUACAAAAUUGCGAGCAGAAGAGCUACACUCCAUCAAAGGAGAACUCAGCCAGAUCAAAGCCCAGGUGGACAGCUUGCUGGAGAGUCUGGAUCGGAUGGACCAGCGACGGGAGCACCCUCCAGGUUCCAAGGAGGGCAAGAAGAAAGCUCCAGCCAGUGGUGAAGCCGCAUAUCCGGGAGGGGACCCCGUUCGGAGGAAGGAGAGCACGGAAAACGAUGGCCGUGCUACUCUGCAGGAGGUGGACAGUGCAGAGGAGAGCACAGAUACCGAAGAGGCAGCGAGGAAUCACACGUUGGAUCCUGAAAGCAGCAAGUAAAAAGACCAGAAGCGCUAUAACCCCUUGCCUAGCAUUUCCUUUCCUGUGUGUUGUAUUUCUUUCAAUGCCUCCAGCUGGUGCCGCGUCUGACAACAGGUACCUGCAUUUAGUGCUGGUGCAGAGGAGAAAAGAGGUCUGCGACGCUCACUCGCACCUUCACCUGGUCUGGCAGCGAGAGACUCCUGACGUGUCGAGGGAGAAGCAGCUUGGUGUUCUUUGUUGUGAAAAUUAAAAUAUGCCGAUGUGGGAGGAAGGUGGGGAAAUGUGACUGCACAGUUGAACCAGCUCAUAAUUAAGCCGAAAUAAAGCAGUAGCUAUCUCCUACAGGUAGAA